Messenger RNA from Phytophthora nicotianae INRA-310, 1041 nucleotides. RefSeq lists its product as hypothetical. The record is from RefSeq and is a predicted model, not a curated record. Gene Ontology annotation, cellular component: mitochondrion. The transcript is spliced from 2 exons. Lineage: Eukaryota; Oomycota; Peronosporomycetes; Peronosporales; Peronosporaceae. Gene Ontology annotation, molecular function: methylmalonyl-CoA epimerase activity. The coding region runs from base 70 to 609 and encodes 179 amino acids. Gene Ontology annotation, biological process: L-methylmalonyl-CoA metabolic process.
AGUUCUUGGUACACAAGUCGCACACAAACGACCUUGUCGAAGAGCUCUUUCUCACCUAGCUAGCUGGCCAUGUGGACGACCAAGAAGCCGCUCGUGCUGCGCACUAUAGCGUCGCGGUACCAACAGACCGUUCAUAAAUCGACAUUCCGCGUGCUGGGACUGCAGCAAAUUGCUGUGGGUGGCGCCAGUAAGAGCGCGCUGAGUGCUCUUUGGGUGGAUACCUUCGGACUGACGAAGAAAGGGUCCUUCCGCAGCGAGAAGGAGAACGUGGACGAGGACAUUCUGCAAUGCGGCAAGGAACCAUUCGCAGUCGAGGUGGACAUCAUGCAGCCCAUCGACCCCAACAAGGCGCCAAAGGUUCACGUGCCGCCUCUCAACCACAUUGGACUGUGGAUUGAUGAUCUACAUGCAUGCGUGGACGAGUUGACGAAGAAAGGCGUACGCUUCACACCUGGGGGCAUCCGCAAGGGUGCGGCGGGCUUCAACGUGGCUUUCAUCCACCCCAAGGGCAACGAGGCCACUCCUUUAUCGGGCGAAGGCGUGCUCAUCGAGCUCGUGCAAGCCCCGGACAACAUCAUUCAGGCUUUCGAUGCUAUCAAGGACGAGUGAUCAAAUGAGUGUCUGACGCGAAUGUCAAUCCAUUUUUUUUAGUUGUUUUCUUAUUAAUGUGAAAGCGGUUAAUAUAUGCAGCGAUGAGGAAUUCAUCCACCGAAGAUCAUAACAAGCUUAGGACGUGCAGCUCGGCAAAUAUUUGGUAAUAAGCUUAUCCAGUAGCAGCAGAUCGAUGAAGAUCUCGUGGAUGCUCGUGACCAAGAAGCCCCGUGCGCGAGUCAGUACCGUAGUAGAGCUUCUAAAGACUGAACGAAGGUAGAGAAUCCAGGGCAGGAAGGUCUUGGCCGAAGUAAAUGCGUUCUGCAGUAACCUCGUUGUCACCACACCGGAGGAUGUGGAUGCUGCACUUUGUAUUCUUGUUGGUGUUUUGGUUUCUGUAUCGAAUCUCGACUCCAAUGGCAAACUGUUGGGUUCUUCGUGAAAUCUACC